GCACUCGUCCAACUCCUCGCCGUCGAACAUCUUCUCCAAACAGCUUUGACGCCUAUCCUUCUCUCCUCAAUCAAAUCACAAUCCAUCCACCAUCCGGCUCCGCCUCACUCCACCUCCACCCUUCUCCUCCAAAUUCCCAACGUGGCCAUACACAGUCUCAUAGUAGCUAGGCGGCGCCAACCCGACUUCCCCACGCUUCGUAUUUUCGUCGUCCUUCGCGGCUUGAAAUGGCGAGGGUGUCUGUUUCUGUGAAUCUCGUCGACGCUUCGGGAAGCGACACCGGCGCACCGCCCAGUCCACGGGCGCGGCGACGAUGUACACGGCGAAGAGCACGAUUGCGAGUGGAAGGGGGAUUCUGGAGGUCAUGGCGUUGUAGCAGAAGAGUGACGUGCAGACCUCUCUUCCAGGAUGGCAGUGUGGAUGUUCACAAGGUCGGAGUAGGGAGGCGGUGGGGGAUGCUUGUAACCACUCUGCUUCUUUUCGUCGAGGGGCAUGAGUUGAGGGUGUGUUUGUGCUCGUGCUCGUGCUUGUGCUUGGGAUUCCCGACUACGCUUCCGCUCGUGAUGACGAUGCUUGAAAUCACCGGCGGCCGAGCAUACACGUCUCACCGCGUACUCGAUGAGGACCAAUGGGUAAAUAAAGAAGGGCACGCUGGCCUUUUUGUUCAUGGGGGCUUGUUCGCGGAAUGUUUCGUGGGUGUGUCGUUGGAGGAGUAGUGGGUGGAUGCGGGGAGUAGUGGUAGCUUCGUGCGAGGUCAAGAGGGGUGUGUGUUGUUGAGGUGGUGAGGCGGGGUAGAGUUACUGCACAGCCUGCGGAUUGGCGUGGCGCAGCCUUGUGGACUGGAAGGAUGGGAUCAUAUAGAUGUGAUACAUGGUUCGUGAAAUUGAUAGCGG
Messenger RNA from Neohortaea acidophila, 893 nucleotides. RefSeq lists its product as uncharacterized. The coding region runs from base 228 to 716 and encodes 162 amino acids. The transcript has a single exon. The record is from RefSeq and is a predicted model, not a curated record. NCBI's taxonomy places the organism in Eukaryota, Fungi, Ascomycota, Dothideomycetes, Mycosphaerellales, Teratosphaeriaceae.